Molecule: messenger RNA, 2160 nt
Organism: Benincasa hispida (wax gourd)
Lineage: Eukaryota; Viridiplantae; Streptophyta; Magnoliopsida; Cucurbitales; Cucurbitaceae
Product: RNA polymerase III subunit RPC82 family protein
Biological process (GO): DNA-templated transcription
Cellular component (GO): RNA polymerase III complex
Molecular function (GO): single-stranded DNA binding
Source: RefSeq, a predicted model, not a curated record
CUUUUGAAAAACCCUAAUCUCUUGCUAAGCAGGAAAAAAAAAAAAAAAAAACCCCCAAAAUUAGCACUGUUUUCUUCCCCCUCUCUCACGCGCGGCUACUCUUUGAAACGCUGAAACAUUGGCGACGGCGACGGCGACGGCGUUGGCGUUCAUCUCUGCACGGACGGGCGGCAGCUCCUGUAAUAUUCCUUCUUUUUGAAAUCCUCAUCGACGGCCACGAUUUCUGAAAUAUCUCUCUGUGAUGUCAUAGAUGCACAACAAGCUUAAAGAAGGCAAUCAUGGUGAUGACUCAGUAUGGCAUCAAAUAUGCUGUUCACAUUAUCACUGCACACUUCGGAAAUCUCGUCGCUAAAGUGUGCGAAACCCUGCUCCGAAGGGGACCUCUGACGUUGAGACUUCUUAUACGAUUCACAGAACUUACCUCAUCACAGGUCAACAACUCUCUUCUUAUUCUCAUCCAACAUAAUUGCGUCCAAGCCUUCACUGCAGUGACAGAAGGUGAGUUUGGAGAUGCACCCAAGGCUGAUACACAAUACUUGGCUUUGUUUAGUAAUGUACUUCAUCGUAUGAGAUUUUCCAAAUUCCUGGCUAUUGCUUCGGAAAAGCUCAGGAAAGAUAAAGAUUGUGAAGAACUUCUCGAGGGUCUGCUGCAGAAUGGUAGGCUUUCAAUGGAACAAAUGGUUGAAAGAGCACAGUCAAGUAAACAUGCAGGAAACCGUCCAAUUCCAGAUAUUGUACAUGACAGUCUAUUUAAACUAUUAAAUGCCCAUUUUGUUGAACGUUGUCCGGCCCCUGAACCAAGUCUUUCACCCAAAGUUGAGGAACAGCCUCCUCCUAAAAAAAGAGGUGCUAAGGCUGCCAAGAUAUCUGAGGUGCCAGAGACCUUAGAACAACGUGUUGUAGAAUCAGCACGUCCAAUGGAAGUUCUAAGAUUUUCAAUGGGUGAUACCAACACAGAGGCUGAAAAGAGUGAACAUUAUUCACAAAUUUCUGGACAGAAGCGCAAGCACGAUGAUCUGGAGAUGGUACAAGAUUCUGGAGAUGCAGAUAGUGUUAUUCUUUGGCGUGCCAACUUUGAUGAGUUUAUAAGAUGUCUUAGACAUAAGGCUUGCAUUGAACAUGUCAGAUCACAGUUUGAUGACGGAGUGGUAAAUGUCUUGAGUGCCAUUUUGGAGGCUACUCGAAGUUCUGAAAAAAUCGUGAAAACAGAGAUAACAGUUCCUUUAUCAUUGGAUAACAUUUACGAGGAGGUAAUGAAGAAUGAAGUCGGACGGAGUAUGACCUUAGAUCGGGUUGAAGCUUCCCUCUCCUCAUUGGGUUGUCCGGGGAUGGAUGAUUAUCAAAUUAAUUUAAGGAAGAUCAUCGAACAAGCUCAAAUUGAUGAGGUUGAAUCCAUUGUUUUGAAAAGAUACGGAAGGGAUGCUUACAGAAUGUUCAGAUUUCUGUCAAAAACUGGUGGCUUGGUUGAGACAGAAAAGAUUUCCGAUAGUUCAUUUGUUGAUAAGAAUGAGGCGCCUAAAAUCUUAUAUAGGUUGUGGAAGGACGAGUACCUAUACAUGGAGAAAGUAGCUCUAACAGUACCUAGACACUCCUUAUGCUUGUUGUGGAGAGUAGACAGAUAUAAUUUGUGGGAACAUGUUCUGGAUGAGAUGUAUCAUGCUUCAUUGAACUUGCAGUUACGACAGGCUUACGAGAUGGAAGAAAACAAAGAGCUUCUGAGUCUUCCACCAGAUAAUCGCAACGAGCCACUCAUGAAAAGAUUUGAUCGUUUGAAGAAAGUCAGAGGACUCCUGCAGUCGUCACUGCUGAAGCUCGACGACGCGCUAAUGCUUUUCCAUGACUUCUAAAUGAAGAAUUCAGAUUAGUGGCUCAUUGAGGAGUGUGAAUGGAGGAAGCUUCUGUUGUGGUUAGCAGUGUUGUCUUCCUUUAAGGAAUUUCAUUGUCCUUAUAAAUGUAGUUUGAUUGAGGAUAAUUAUGGAGUAUGGUUAUGGCUUUUCCUAGUGUACUUUUUAAUUAUUGUUAUAUUUUAGGUACCACAUCAUUUGAGGCUUUUCUAUCACAAUAGAACUUAGGUUUUAGUUUUUGGGAUUUACUUGGAGGUAUUUUUUCCGCAUAAUGGUUUGUACAUUUGAUAUUUUCUAUUUGAAUGGAAAGAAAAUU